This is a messenger RNA of Oryza sativa Japonica Group (Japanese rice), 1335 nucleotides long. Lineage: Eukaryota; Viridiplantae; Streptophyta; Magnoliopsida; Poales; Poaceae. The record is from RefSeq and is a predicted model, not a curated record.
ACCCCACCCCCCACCCCCCAACGCCGGCCCGCCCAUCGCAGCCCAAAUCCCAUGGCCGCCGCCGCCGCCGCCGCCGCCGCCGUGACCUCCCGGCGCUGAAGGCAUCCAGCGGCCGCGCUCCAGGCCCCCCCCCCCAGAUCUAGGAUUGAGCGAUCCCCUCCUUUUCCCCGCGGUCCCCCAUGGCGACGCGGCUGCUGUGUUGGACGGCGCUCCUCCUCCCCAUCAUCGCCGCCACCGCCGCCGCCUCGCCGCUUCCCGAGGCGUGCCCGGUGCCUACUGCGGCGGAGGAAAUCCUUGGGCCUGGCGGCACAUGCACGACGCUGGAUCGCCGCGGCGACCCUGUCGGCGUCAUCGAGGGGGAUGAGGUAACAUUGGCGAAGGCCAUUACUCUUCUUCACAUGAACAAAGAUGAUUACAUUGCUGUACUCUUCUAUGCUUCCUGGUGCCCAUUCUCACAAGAAUGCAAGCCAAAUUUUGAGAUAUUAGCAUCUUUGUUCCCAUCUAUUCGGCAUUUUGCGUUUGAAGAAUCCUCAAUCAGGCCAAGUAUAAUAUCAAGAUAUGGGAUUCAUGGUUUUCCAACACUAUUUCUCUUGAAUUCAACUAUGCGAGUGCGGUAUCAUGGACCACGGACUGUUAAGUCCCUGGCUGCUUUCUACCGUGAUGUUUCAGGUUUCGAUGUUUCAAUGACGUCAGAGGCCGUGCUACAUUCAGUAGAUGGUAUUGAGCUUAAGAAGGAUGCUGAACAGGAAAAUUGUCCAUUCUGGUGGGCACGCUCACCGGAGAAAAUACUUCAGCAGGAUACUUAUCUAGCACUGGCAACUGCAUUUGUAAUCUUGAGGUUACUGUAUCUUCUCUUUCCAAAGAUAGGUUCCUUCGCCAAACGGGCGUGGAGGAGGCAUACUCUUUUUCCAAACUUGGUGGGUGUGCAUGAAUAUUUCUUCACCUACCUUGAACAAGCAAGACACAAAUUCUUUAGGUUAUACCCUUCGAAGCGAGGGAAUUUACAGGAAGGGGCCAGGAAUGCCACUGCUUGGGCUUCCAAGUCAUUAGCAUCCGUCUCAAUCGGAGAACCAAGCACUAUUGGAAGGACAAACUCUACAAAUGAGCUAAGAUAAAGUGCAACUUUUUUGUCCGCAGGGAUAUUUGUACAGUAGAGUAUCAGGAUAUGAACACUAAGAAUCUGUUGUAACCGGCUUUGUUAGAUAUUGUAACAUCCUUAGAAUAAUCACUUUUACCAUUUCCCAUUGUUACUUUCACUUCGGUUUAUAGCUUUGCCUCUUGCCUAAAUUCAUACUCUUGGGAGUAUGUGUUGCAAAAUAUCUUUGUUGUGUGAAA